UUGUGCAUUCAAACAUUUUGCGCGCGUUAAGACGCGUUCCUUUGAUUGCUUUUCAUCCAUUGGACACGUCGGUCUUUCGUUACUAUCAUCGUCGCGCUUGUCGUGGCCGUGAUCAUACGGAUAUCCCUUUGACGCGCAACUAGGUGCUUCAAUCGGUACAGCUAGACACUAUGUCUGACAAGGGAAACAGCGCGCCCGUCGCUGCUACCGAGAAGGUCGAGAAGAAGGAGGAGGGCACUCCUACUACGACGGCUGCUGCUCCCGAUACUGCUGCCGACGACAACACCAAGCCGGCUGCUGAGGCGGGUGGCGACACUGAGGACGAGAAGAAGCCGGAGGGAGAAGUUGGUGUUAAGGCUGAGGCUGAGGCUGAAGAGGGCUCUGCAUUCAAGGACGAGUCAAAGGUUGAGUCAAAGGUUGAGCCCAAGGAGGAGUCCACGGAAGAGGCAAAGGUGGCCGAAGCUGCUGCCGACGAAUCCACUUCCAAGCCUGACGACGACAAAGACGCCGAUACUGAAAUGAAAGACGCCGCCCCUGCUGAAGAUGGCGAGCCGUCCAAUGAGGCUGUCGAUGUAGCUGACGAAUCGACGUUUGCCGACGAGACGAUGACGGCUACCCCUGCUGGUGGAAAGUCCAAGGACCGCCGCAAGUCGAGCGCCGGCUCCGAUGCCAAGGGCAAGAAGCUCAACAAGAAGUCCUCCAAGGCCAAGUUCUUCCAUACCGACGCCCAGCCUGGCGACCAUUUCCUCGUCAAGCUCAAGGGCUACCCUCAGUGGCCCGUCAUUAUCAGUGACGAGGAGAUGCUCCCCGAGCCGCUCCUUCGCAGCCGGCCCGUCACGGCGAAGCGGCCUGAUGGCACCUAUCGCGAAGAUUACGCCGACGGCGGCAGGAAGGUCAAUGACCGCACUUUCCCUAUCAUGUACCUCUGCACCAACGAAUUUGGAUGGGUACCCAACUCGGCUCUCCAAGAGCUCUCCGUAGAACGCGCACAGGAACUGCUGACCGAUAAGGUCAAGAAGAAGGAGUUGCGAGAAGCCUUCGAGCUCGCCAUUGAGCGGCACCCGCUCGACUAUUACAAGGAAAUGCUACAGAGAUGGGCCGAGGAGCAAGAAGCCAGGCGGCAAGAAGCAGAGGAGGCGGCAGAGGCCAAGGCCGCUGCUGCGGCGAAGAAGAAGAAGAGGGCGUCGAUGGCGGCGUUCGACGAAGACAUGGAUGUCGAGAUGGCAGAUGCUGUCGAAGAGGAGGCGAAGCCCAAGUCCAGCAAGAAGCGCAAGGCUGAAGAGGCGGCGACACCCCAGCGGGCUGAAUCGGUCAAGAAACCCAAGAUCAAGCUGACAACUUCGUCCACCCCUAAGACGGCGAACGGAACCCUCACGACCAAGUCAUCCUCUAAGGAAGCGAUAACCAAGUCCGGUUCGAAAACCAAGCUCAAGAAGGAGACGGGUGAGAAGAAGGAGGUGCCCAAGGAGCCAGAGCUCACCCCUGAGGAGAGGCGUUUGCGCAAAGAGAAGGAGGUCCUUUUCCUACGCCACAAGCUCCAGAAGGGCCUUCUCACGCGAGAACAGAUUCCCAAAGAGGAGGAAAUGAAGCUCAUGUCCGACUACAUCGCCAAGCUCGAGGGCUUCCCCGAUUUGGAGGUAUCGAUCAUCCGGGCGACCAAGAUCAACAAGGUGCUUAAGGCGAUCCUGAAGCUUGAGUCCAUCCCGAAAGAAGCCGAAUUCGAGUUCAAGGCGCGGUCGCAAGCGCUUCUCGACAAGUGGAACAAGAUACUCAGCGGUGGCGAAGCAGCAGCCGCCGCCGCACCGGCGUCAUCGGCCAACGGGGUGAACAAGGGAGCAGAGAAGAAGAGCGAGCCGGAAGCGGGCGCCAACGGCGUCAAGGGAGACGAUGACAAGGAACCCGAGAAGGCUGACAAGUCUGAGAAGUCUGAAGAGACCGACAAGGCUGAGAAGGCGGACGAGGCUGAAAAGACGAAGACCGAGGAACAGGAGGAUGCCGCUGCAACGACCUCCAGGGAAGUGGCAGCGGAAGCCUAGUGUGUUUUUCCGAGGGGUAUCCCGAAGCGUAUCCCGAGAUCAGUGCCAGCCUGACAGAGCAUUUCUUUUUUUGUUUUUCGGUGCGACCAGCACACCAAGCCUCCGGGCAUCGUUCGAAGACUAGCUCAGG
Messenger RNA from Sodiomyces alkalinus F11, 2166 nucleotides. RefSeq lists its product as hypothetical. The record is from RefSeq and is a predicted model, not a curated record. The coding region runs from base 171 to 2036 and encodes 621 amino acids. NCBI's taxonomy places the organism in Eukaryota, Fungi, Ascomycota, Sordariomycetes, Glomerellales, Plectosphaerellaceae. The transcript is spliced from 5 exons.